Mya arenaria is the source of this 8283-nucleotide messenger RNA. Its product is annotated as LHFPL tetraspan subfamily member 6 protein-like. The coding region runs from base 270 to 899 and encodes 209 amino acids. Lineage: Eukaryota; Metazoa; Mollusca; Bivalvia; Myida; Myidae. Gene Ontology annotation, cellular component: membrane. The transcript is spliced from 3 exons. The record is from RefSeq and is a predicted model, not a curated record.
GGCAUCUGUUAGUUUCAUUAAUCGAUUUUGAACCGCUUGUGACUCGCUGAGAGCUUCUGACAACUGUAUUGGAAGAUAUAUCUUCAGAGGCGGCUGUUGCGUUUAAGGAAGGAUGUUCACUCGCUUCGGUGUAUCGGAAAAUAAACGCAUUCGGAAAAUGAGAUUUCAUACCCUGGUGUUCUAUAGAACGUGUGCUAAAGCAUAUAUCCAGUCGUAAUUCUAAAAUGGAUUUUUAAAAUGUGAUAUAUUUCUGUGAAACUACUACGAAUAUGUCUGGAUUAUCAGGUAUUGGAGUAUUUUGGGCAUUUUCUUCCAUUCUAAGUGCUAUUAUUUCGUGUAUUGGAUACUUCAUGCCACACUGGAUAACUGGACGGAUGACAUUUCAACAUCCGGGAAAGACCUCUCAAACAAUUCCCGUACAUUUCGGCAUUUUCCGUAGGUGUAAUUACCCGGCCAUAGGCGAUGACGGAAAAUUGACGAUAAUUUACGAAUGCGGACGAUACACUGAAUUCUCUGACAUUCCCAGUGUUUCGUGGCAACUAGCGACCUUGACUGUCGGGGUUGGGUGUUGCUUGUGUUUUCUAGUGGCGUUGACAGCAAUGUUUGGUGUUUGUGUGAAGGGUGUGGUCAUACCAACGGUCGCUAGAACAGCAGGAAUUAUACAAAUGUGUUCAGGUUUUCUGAUGGGUACCGGUACAGGUAUAUAUCCAAACGGCUGGGACAGCACGGAAGUGAAGCAGGCGUGUGGUAACACAUCAAAGUCUUAUAACCUGGGAGACUGCUCAUUAUCAUGGUGUUUCUACGUGACCUCAGUAGGUAUUGUGAUGACGUUCAUGUGUUCUGCUUUGUCAUUUCACGCGCCAAAACGGAAACAAAUACUUACUGGAUAUGCCUUAUAGCAUAAAAGUGUUACAAGAAAAGAGAAGCCGCUUAAUAAGGUUGAGAAUGAAAUAGAUACAGGUGGUUUUAUUAGAAUAAGUGUACUACUAGGUGAAAUAAAAUUGAUUCAAGGAUUUAAAAAAUACAUACUCCUUUCAUGUGUUGUUCGCUGGUGUGUCGUGCCACAAGAUAGUGCAUACAUGCACCUUUGUAUUUAGAGAGUGAUGUUUGGACGUUUGGAUACUUUAUCGAGCACGGAAACCACAUCAAGACCUGCAAAAGAAUGACAUUUGUUUUGAUUCAUCUAGUCACAAGAAGUAAUUUGCAAAUAGUGCCGUCAAAUUUGCACUGUGUUAAAUAUUAACUAGUUAGUGUCAGUGUUCAUUAUGCAUAGUGGUUUUAAGUGUGUUUGUGACAUUCGAAAACAUGCUAGGAAUGUAAAACAUACGAAACUAAACGUUGUUAGUGGGUACCCAUAAAUGAACAGCUUCAUGCUACAAACAUUUGAAUAAGUUUGUGGUAGGCUGUUGGCCAUGCUAUUUAAAAUUGUUACUUAUUGAAUGUGUGCGCAAGGUUCAAAUAGCUAUAUCAAACUUGUAUAUUUUUUAUAUAGAACUUUCUAUUUAUCAUAGAUAACUAGAUACAUAUUUUUAGACAAACUUAUAUCAUUUACAUACAUUGCCAUAUGUUGUGUACGUUAUUUCAUGCAAAAAUACAUUUGUUAACGCACACUAUAAUAGAUAAAAUUAAAAGAGUAGCUCAUUAAGAAACUCAGAAAUGGUAUUAAAAUUAAAGAAUUCACAAUCGCAGAAUAAUUCAAUGAAUUUGAUGCUUGUGUUUUGGCAUUGCGAAUACGAUUAUUAUUGGAAGCCACGCUACUGCUAUUGUUGUAGUCAACAAACAAACGUAAAGGUUCCGUAGAAAAUCUAAUAGUGUAUGUUAAAAUGAUACGCAUCAUAAACUGCAGACAAACUGUUAAAACAUUAAGUGUUGCUUCCCAAAACAGAAUAAUCUAACGUGCGUCUGCAUUAAAAAUGACUACAGUGAAAUACCAAAAACGACGGGAAGAGAGUAAUGGUAAAAUGUAUCGCAUCGUUAAAUGCAGAGAGACAUUAAAAAUCCUUUCGUGAUGUCUCCCAUAAACGAGUAAUAUAACGUAGGCAUGCAUUAAUAAUAACCACGCCGACAGACCCAGAAGAUUUAUGAAUUGACUCAUAGCGAUGGGAAACGAGUCAACUUAAAACAAUACCAAUAUUUGUUUUUGUUACGAGUAUUGUUUUCAUUAUUUGAAAGAGCGUUGAAAAACAGAGCAUUUAUUUGCUUAUUUACUGGCAUAAACUGACAUCUUGUGCAAAUUUGUUUAUCAUAUUGUGGAAUUUCUCUGGGUAAAGGUCAUAUUUAAAUGUUGGUUCCAGAACAAUAGCUUUUAAUAUGCGAAAUAAAUUGUUUUCAUAUCACGGAGGCCCAUGCGAAUUUAAAUGAGUUGAUUAAUACCAUUGAGGUACGGCAAUACUGCUUACAGUUGAUGAAGAGGUUCACUCCUCUGUAGGAUAGGAUUCCGUUAGGUAUCUCAUAAUGAUAUGCAAGUCACCUUAUAUGACAUUCACCUCACAUAUGAUACACAUUUAAACGAUAAGACACAAACUCACCAUAAACUAUAUGUGUUCCCAUGUUUUGCAACAUACAGAAUUAAGCCUUGUGAUAUACUUCCCUUUUGCAUAAUUCGGUUACAAUAAAUAAAUUAGCAAAAAUAUAGAUUAGCUUUGAAAAUAUUGAACAUUUCAUCGCAAGGAAUAAGUCGUUUGAUUAUGAAGUAUUUACAACGUCAGGCCCCAAUUUCUCGAAACUUCUUAAGCUUAUUUCAAUAAGCCAAAAUACAUAGUUAUAGUGUUUUUUAAUGCAAAAUGGUUUAUUGCGAUAAUCGUAACGAUAACUUGUAUCUAUAGUAUUAAAACCUUUAAAAAAGUAUAUACAGCGCAAAAUAUUGAAAGACAAAAAUAGAGGGUUUAGCUUAAUCCUGUUGUAUGAGACUUCAGAAAUUUCAGAAUUUUCGAGAAAUUGAGGCCCGAUGUGUUAAAAUGCUUAAAUAACUGUUAUAAACAAUGACCAUUAAGAAUGAUAAGAACACAAGGGUUAUACAUGUCAGUUAUUACGUCGUUCAAAAUAUUUUAAGUGCGAAGUAACUAUGAACUAAAACUGAAAAUGACGCUAUUGAUAUUGAAUUGCAAGAUCGUUCGUCUAGCGUAUUAAGGAAGUUUUCACAAAUCAUUGGAGUACAUUAAAAUAUACAAUGCCAUAGUCUAAAAAUAAUACAAUCCAGUGCAGUGCAAUACAAUACAAUUACGUGGCUGCAAUUUACAUAAAAACGAAAUUUAAAAUCAAUACAAUUUAUUGAAAUGCUAAACAACUAAAUAUAACACAUACUAAAAUAAAACAUAGACUUUAGGUUUCUUACAUGUAUUCAACGACAUGUUUUGAUCUUUAUAACAAAUGUUUCUAAAUUAAAGUAUAUGUGUAAUUAAAAUAUACAGAAAGGGAAUACUUAAUUUUGCUUAAUUCUCACGUAUUUAUCUUAAUUCAGACAGAAUUGAAAGGCUCGUGGAAUUUCAUGAUAAAUGAAGAUGAAAAUGAAAAUGAAAACAAAACAUAUUAGCUCAGUCUUCUCGGCAAGCAUAUCUAUAUGCACUGGUUAACAUGAAUGAAAUCUACUCAUGAGAAAGUCAAUUAUUGCUUUAUAGUUCAAUUCGUCAUUAAUUCUACAAUUAAUAAAAUCUCCUUGUAAGGAUCACUGACUUUACUUGUGUUAAUAAAUAUUCUGUUGAAAUCAUACAGUAUCGCAGUAUUCCUAAACCACUUUGGAUCCUUCUCAAUAAAAUCUGAUACUGAUGGCUGUUGCGCUAUAAAAAGUCGCCGCUACACCAAAUAAAGGUCAUUAAGGUUGUUGUUGUGGAAAACUCUUUUAUGACUGCUACGAACUUAAUAUUGAACCGAUGUUAAAAGGAAUUAGCGCUAUUUAAUGCCAUAGCAUGUAAGGAAAUUAAAAAUGUAAGACGAUGAGAAAGAGGGAAGAGAUAAGAGAUGAUGAUUGGUGUUCGAUGCUGUGGGUUACAAAGUCAAUUUCUUUAUGUGUUACCCACAGUUUAAAGAGGAACAGCGAACUGUGAUUUUGAGAUUCAUUCCGAAAACACAUCUUGUUAGUUUUACCAUUACGACAUGAAGUCAGAAAAAGAUACAACGGUUUAUAUGUAGUUGUAAAAUCAUAGCGACUAAAUAAAAUCGGCUGUCAAUAAAUAUCGGCGAAAAUGUUAAAUGCGUGUUUUAUCACUGAGAUUAAAGACGUUCUCAAUAAUGUUUUCCUGACUGAUGCUCAUCAGUAUGGAAACUGUUGAAAGAGUUAAUUGUAUUUACAGAAGUUGAAAUAAGAUUAAAUAAGAUGAUCGGGAAAUCUAAGGAAAUUAGUUGUGCUGUAUUUAUAUGAAUCAGAAAGAAAUCGUGUUUGAUAGAAACAGCUGGUGUCGAACAAAGAAUAGUGAACAGAUACAUCAACUUUUUAUUUAUAUUGAAGGCUACAGCAUUGAACGGAACUCUGUUAACCCCGCACAAUUAGCCAUGUGGUAUUUCCAUGUCAAUAUGGUAAAAAAAAAUUCCUCAAAUACACGUAAAACCGCAACUAUGGCCUAAAGUUAGCUUAAAGGUUCGUAGUGGAGAAAUGCACCCUCACUCGUACCAUGUUAAGAGUCUAUGUUUUCCGUUCCGGGAAAGUUGGUGCACGUCCGAAGUACGACCCUGUAACGUUUAAUUGUGGACCCGCCUCUGGCUGAUUUUUUUUUAUUCCAUCAUGGUACAUAUAUCCUUCAAUAACAACCCAUUGUAAAGACUACUUAUUCAGCAUUGUUGAUAUAUCGGAGGCUUAUUAUAGUAAUAAACUAUUUUCUCUGAGCCGAAACUAGCCGAGUAUAUUAUAUGUCGUCUAAUCAAAUUAAUGCAAGAAACAAAGGCAUUGUUUUAAAGUAAUCAUUUCUAGGAUAACUAAAGUCAUCAAUACGAAGCUCUGAUCAAGUAACAGAACAUCAAAACUGUCUUGAAACGAUUUCAGCGCUAUUCACCCGCCAUUUACGUGAAGGUUAACAUUUUGUACCUUCAGUCAUUAUUCCCACGGAGCACUUAUUCAAUAAUUUAAAGUACUAAUAAAAAAUGUUACCGACAUAAUAAAACUCAUCUCAACUUCAAUCACGGAGAUUAUUCCAUUGAGACUUGUACGAAUUUUGUAUGCUGAUAUUGAGUUUGUAAUUAGAUUAAAAAUCGGCAGUACAAUAUUUACAUAUUAUGAUAUUACCUGUUGAGAUCUUCAUACGAUAUAUGUGGAAGAUAUAUGUGGAAAAAUAGGAAACUGUUUCCUGCCGACAAUACGUAGUAAUACAUUCAUACAACCAAAGGGCCGGCAAUAUUAAAAUAUUUUAUUUACAUGUACAAACUUAUACAUUUUUAGUUAUAGUGUUUUUUUGAGUGUAUUGACAAAAGUAAUAUUAUAAUCGUUAAAUGGAGCAUUCGUAGAUGAUUUGUUGGAAAUCUAAGUAAACAUCAAAUACUUUGAUAAAUAGAAUACUAGAUUAUUGUUGUUAGUAGAUCAAGUUCAUUUUGCUCAGCAGGAAAAUAAAACAGCACUCACCAAAGCUCGUGUUUUGUUCUUUUCUAAGAAGCUAUAAUCAACACCAAUCAGUCCGCUAAUAGGGCCUACGUUAAAUGAAGUCAAGAUAUUACCUACAACACCUAUGUUGAAAUAUAAGACAUGAAAUUUAAAUUAAGAAAGCAAAUUUGAAUUUGAAUUAUAAAAUUUGACUUGCAAAUUCGUUUUAGAAAGAUAUGGACUGACAAACUACGAGUAAACUGUUUAAUUUUAAACAAUAACUCGAAAAAAAUACAAACGUAUGCAAAUCUAGGUUGUGCACACAAACUAGUUUAAACCCCUGAAAAAAAUACAUUUUCCAUACCGUUCCAAGGCGGUUCCUAAUAAUCCUUGAUAAUUACCCCUCCGUUUUAGUAUUUAAUUCUGUAGUGUUAUGUGUGUGGAGUUUAUUGUCGUCGUUCUGUGUUUCUGGUUUGUGAAUGUCUGUUUUUAUAUGUUCUUUGUCGUUAGUGUUGACCCUGGGCUGUUGAACGUGGUUUAUGUUUAUUGUUUUCGACUUCUAGCCUUGUUUUUGUAGGUUUUUUUAUAUUAAUAUUUCAUAACCCUAUGUGAAUAGUUAAACUUGCAUAGCUGUAUAACAGUUUAGAAGCAAUGAGGUAAUUUACAAUCGCAGAAUAAUUUAAUAACUUCCAUCCUUGUGUUGCGGCUUGGAGAAAAUGAUUAUUCAUGGAAGCCACUCUACAAAUAUUGUUUUAGGUAUUUUAUCAACUUUCAGAAUCCGUAGAAAGUCUAGUAGUUUAUGGUCAAAUGACACGCACCAUUAAAUCCAAAGAACAUUGUUAAAUCCUUUCGUAUUUGCCUCUCAUAAAAGAAGAAUCAAACGUGCGAAUGCAUUAAUAUUGACAACAGUGAAAGACCCCGAAGAUGCAUUGACAUUGCUACCGAAUUGACUCGUAUGGAAAGGAUGAGGAGAAAGUCAGCCUGAGUAAAACUAUAUCAAUAUUUGGUGUUUUAACGAGUAUGUCUUUAUUAUGUUGAAAUAUCGUUUGAAACCCCCCACCCCCAGAUUGUUUAAGCAAAUUCAACAGCGUAAGAAUAUGUAAACUGAUUCAUCAACUUGUGGACUUUAUAUCAAAAUGGCUUUUCAAGAACAUAAAUCUUUACUCUGUAGAAUAUAUGAUUCCCUUUCAACGCAUACCCAUGAGGUUAUCAAUGGGCCGUCUAAUGGCAUUAACCGCGAAAACACUGCUAUUUUUUUCGGCGAUACUUUUUCAGGAUGGAUUAUUUGACUGCUCUUAUUAAUUUACAUUGAAUGAAUGAUAUAUUUUAGUAAUGAUAUUGUAUAAAUCACUUGAAUUAAUAUAGCAAAUUUGAAAAAUACGGAAAUGUUAGGAUGCAAAGGUAUCCAUUACUGUUUUUGCUCAACUUUAUAUUAAAACUUCGAAAUUGUAUUGAAAUUGUUAUGGAAAUUUAAGGUAAGAGUUUUAUUAAAAUUUGGAAAAUUAAAAUGCAAUUUGGAUGUUAUUAUUUUGUUAUAUUUGAAUUGUUCUUCAUCACUUGAGCUGCAAGUUAUAUAUCAAUAGUACUAACAAACCAAAGUCUAAUUCUUCAUCGAUAAAUAAUAGAUGUUGCAAAUAAUCUGUUUAAGCUGCAUCGUGUAUCUUACAUAGCCAUCAAAAUUGAUCACGGUAAUUUCUUAUGAACCAAUGUUUGUUGUACUUUGUGACGGUUUUGAUAGAUCUUGUUCACAACUUAAAGAAGUCAAAUACAAAUACUGCCAGUUGAAUAAAUAUUGAUGUGAUAACAUGUUGGCUUUCGAUUAUAUGUUAAGUUGGUAUACUCAUAUUUCACCGGGUGACUUAAUGGAUGAAUUUAAUGAGCCGUAGUCGACGCCUGAUUACUUUUAACGAUGUACGCCAUUUUAAGCGAACUAAAUAACAACAUAUCAAAAGGAAGGAUUUUACGCAGAAACGCUUUGUAAGUAUUGUUUUUAUUAUGAACUUCAUUUAACUUUAUCUGACAAUUCGAGUUGAAACACACACUUUGUCUGCGAAUAAUCUUCUUUUUUAAUUCCGUUAUAUGAAGCACAUCCUGAGCAAAUAUCCAAAAUGUUUCCACCAACGAAAAAUCGAAAUAAGAAUAAUGUAAUUCUUAAACAAUAGCAUUUUAAAACGAACGUAAAUAUGUUUUUGAAAAAAAAGGGAUAAAAGAUGUUUGCAUAUAAUUAAAAUGCUUUUAAAUGUAGUAUUCAAUAUACAUCUUUAGUUCAACUCCGCUUAUCGCGAAGUGUAUUGGAUUAUAUAUUCAGUCUGAUAAUAUCAUUUUAUUUGUAAUCAGUCAUUAGAUAUUAUUAGGUCUUAAAGUUUAAGUUAUUGUUAGAAUACGCCGUCAGCAUUUUUUUUCUUAUUUUCUCCAGGUGCUCUAGUUACUGAAUAUGAGUUUCAUUUUAAGGUUGUUGGAUUUAAAUGUAUUACUGAUUUUCUGUCACCGUUUGGUGGUAUGAAUGUAAAACGUGCAUAUGCAUAAUGUUGAUACAUUUGUCCUUAACUAUUCUGUUUUUAUGUCUUUAAACUUGUUCAAUUCUUUAAUAUCUUGUUCAAGGUAUAAAUUUUGUCAAGUUUGUUUACUUUGACUUUAAAGUAAGUUGUUUUAUAUUUUACAAUGUCUUGUUGAUAUAUGAACCAAAGAAUACCAGAACAGAACAAAAUUGGUUUACUUAAUUAAAUUGUACUAUAUUACAUUCUUAUGUUAUCUUUUAAUUGUAAAUGUUUACAAGU